GUCCAUUCGAUUUAACAAUCCAUAUUCAUUUCUGUGUCAAGAAAGAAGAAGCAUUAAUAAUGGAGAAAGCUAUUGAAAGGCAAAGAGUUCUACUGGAACACCUUCAGCCCAUUCGUUCUUUUUCUCAUCACAUCCAUAAUGAAUCUUCUUAUCUCACUCCUUCAAUUUGUUUAGCUGGUGAUAGUGCUGCAUACCAGAGGACAGCUGCUUUUGGGGAUGAUGUUGUGAUUGUUGCAGCGUACCGUACUGCUAUUUGCAAAGCCAAACGUGGAGGUUUUAAAGAUACCCUAGCAGAUGAUUUGCUUGCUCCUGUUCUGAAGGCAGUAAUUGAGAAAACCAACCUGAAUCCAAAAGAGGUGGGAGAUAUUGUUGUUGGUACAGUUUUGGCACCAGGCUCAAUAAGAGCUAUGGAGUGCAGGAUGGCUGCAUUUUAUGCCGGUUUUCCAGAUACUGUGCCAAUCAGAACUGUGAACAGACAAUGUUCUUCCGGCCUCCAGGCUGUUGCUGAUGUGGCUGCAUCAAUAAAAGCAGGAUUCUAUGAUAUAGGCAUUGGUGCUGGAUUAGAGUUAAUGACAGUUGACAAUAUAGGAAGAGUUCAACAAGUUAAUCCGAAAGUAGAUGCUUUUAAACAAGCCCGUGACUGCCUUCUCCCUAUGGGCAUUACUUCUGAGAAUGUUGCACAACGUUUUGGAGUGACGCGGCUAGAACAAGACCAGGCUGCUGUUACUUCUCACCAGCGAGCAGCUGCAGCAACUGCAUCUGGAAAGUUCAAAGACGAGAUUAUCCCAGUAUUAACAAAGAUCGUUGACCCACAAACCCGAAAUGAGAAGCCGGUUGUGAUUUCCGUUGAUGAUGGCAUCCGGCCAAGCACAAAUUUGACAGGCCUGGCAAAGCUGAAGCCUGCAUUCAAAAGCGAUGGAACCACAACAGCAGGGACUGCUAGCCAGGUCAGUGAUGGUGCGGCUGCAGUGCUUCUCAUGAAGAGAAGUGUAGCUAUGCAGAAGGGACUUCCAAUUCUUGGUGUAUUCAGGAGCUUUGCUGCUGUUGGUGUGGAGCCUGAUGUUAUGGGAAUUGGCCCAGCCGUUGCAAUACCAGCUGCUGUUAAGUCUGCUGGUCUUGAGCUUGACAAUAUUGAUCUGUUUGAAAUAAACGAGGCAUUUGCAUCCCAAUUUGUCUAUUGCCGCAAGAAACUCAAUCUUGACCCUGAAAAAGUUAAUGUGAAUGGAGGGGCAAUAGCUCUUGGGCAUCCUCUAGGUGCUACAGGUGCACGUUGUGUGGCAACUCUGCUUCAUGAGAUGAAACGCCGUGGCAAAGACUCUCGUUUUGGUGUGAUUUCUAUGUGCAUAGGGUCUGGGAUGGGGGCUGCCGCGGUCUUUGAAAGAGGGGAUGCUGUAGACGACCUAUGCAAUGCUCCGGUCAACCAUAACAACAAUUUCUUGUCCAAGGGUGCCAAAUGAGCAUGCCAAUAGUUUCCAAAGUUUGCUUUUGUUUUUGAGAUAGGAAUGUGACACAGUACUGUAACGUUUAGUGAAAUUGAGAUUUAUAUGUAUCAAUUAUUGGAGCGACGAGAUGAUCAAAUAAGUGGAAAUGGACAAUGGUGAUUUCGUUUGAA
Messenger RNA from Lycium barbarum (goji berry), 1612 nucleotides. RefSeq names its product 3-ketoacyl CoA thiolase 1, peroxisomal. Lineage: Eukaryota; Viridiplantae; Streptophyta; Magnoliopsida; Solanales; Solanaceae. The transcript has 14 exons. The coding region runs from base 60 to 1457 and encodes 465 amino acids. Gene Ontology annotation, cellular component: peroxisome. The record is from RefSeq and is a predicted model, not a curated record. Gene Ontology annotation, biological process: phenylacetate catabolic process; fatty acid beta-oxidation. Gene Ontology annotation, molecular function: acetyl-CoA C-acyltransferase activity.